AAUAAGGAAGCUGAUCCACAGAUCCAUACUUAACUAGCUACAGCAGCUAGGCAACAAAGUAGAUGUCAAAAAACAGAAUAGUCUCUAAGUACAGUAUAUAGUUGUUUUACCUGAAAUAUUGAGCCUACAAUGUCGUCUUCCGUGCAGAUGACCGAGCUAUAUGACAACGCGCUGCUUGGCAUCUUGCAGCAUGUCGGAAAUAUCCAGAAUUUUCUACAGGUUUAUUUUGGUUUUCUGUAUCGAAAGACGGAUUUCUACCGCCUGCUCAGCAGCCCCAAUGAUCGUAUGGGUUUCCCCCCAGGAGUUGCGGAGAAAAUGGUUCUUAAGACCUUCAAGCUGUUUGAGCAGAUAGCAGCACAGGAUAGAGAAAGGACCGCCCGAGAGGCAGAGAUGAGAGAGAGGGAGGCCAGGAUGGCUCCCCCUGCUGUGCAGGAGGUGGUGGUAGAGUCUCGGCAGGAGGAGGAGACAAUGGAACAGAAGGAAGAGUCUGCAGGUGCAACAUCCUCACCAGCUGUGCAGUCCCCACCUCCCAGCGCAGAGUCAGGCAGCAGUGACAUUGUGCCAUCGCCAGAAGCUCAAGCAACACCCAGCUCCCAGACAGCUGCUACAAAACUUGGGCAGGCACAAUUUCAGGAGAACCCAGACAGCUACAAUGGUGCAGUCAGAGAAAAUUACAGCUGGUCUCAGGAUUAUACUGAUGUGGAGAUCCGUGUGCACGUCCCCGCUGAUGUCGUCAAGGGCAAGCAGGUGUCGGUGAGUUUGCAGUCGGGCAGCGUGCGCGUGACCGUGAGGGAGGGGCCGGCGGAGCGCGUACUGAUGGAGGGAGAGCUCAGCCACAAGAUCAACACUGAGAAUUCUCUCUGGAGCUUGGAGCCUGGAAAAUGUGUUCUGCUCUCUCUCAACAAGACCGGAGAGGUGUGGUGGAAUGCGGUGCUGAAGGGAGAGAAGGAGAUUGACGUGAACCAGAUCAACCGGGAGCGCUCCAUGGCCAGCGUGGACGAGGAGGAGCACGCUGUGCUGGACCGCCUCACUUUUGACUACCGGCAGAAGCUGCAGGGCCGGCCACAGAGUCACGAGCUGAAGGUGCACGAGAUGCUGAAGAAAGGCUGGGAUGCUGAGGGCUCCCCUUUCAAAGGACAGAAGUUUGAUCCAGCCAUGUUCGACAUCCCGGCCAGUGCUGUGCAGUUUUGAGAGGCUAACAGCUGGUGGACUGCUGGUGCUACUUGCUGCCACGUGGACCUGUGCAUAUCCAGACAUGUGCCACCAUACACAUAUACACACAUGCUGUGUGUGCUUCAUUACUGCAGGGCAUCCUGAUGCAUAAGAAGGCUAAUCAACAUAGCAGUUGUAAUUCACUUGCAACAAAUGCCAAAUGCAAGAAGAAUGAAGACAGGAGCUGGGAAUGAGAGCAUAGUAGUUGUUAGCUGGUAAUGGAUGAAAACAGCCUGUGAAUAUAUCGGUAACCUGUGGUGAAUAUCUUUGUAAGUACAUAAAACAAUUUUGUAUUUCAUUAAUGCUUUUUUGGUUAAAAUGUGUAAAUGGGUUUGUGCACCUAGAGUGUCUGUCUGUUCUGAAUGCAGUGGCCAUAGCCGACAUUAUCCGUCUUUCCAUUUCAGGUCUUAUGCCUCAGCAAUUCAAUGGUCUUUUGACACAUUGAAGCUGAUACAUGCUGAGGACUGCACCAAUGACCUGUAUAGUGGUGGCAUGUUCCUUCCCUCUGACAACUGUGUAUAGAUGUAUGAGGAUUGUUGUACAGUACUCACAGCUGGGCAAUCAACAAAAAAUUUCAAAACUGCAGUUACAUAUUUUACCCUGAAAUGUAUUUU
Messenger RNA from Megalops cyprinoides (Indo-Pacific tarpon), 1826 nucleotides. RefSeq names its product nudC domain-containing protein 3-like. NCBI's taxonomy places the organism in Eukaryota, Metazoa, Chordata, Actinopteri, Elopiformes, Megalopidae. The transcript is spliced from 6 exons. The coding region runs from base 130 to 1191 and encodes 353 amino acids. The record is from RefSeq and is a predicted model, not a curated record. Gene Ontology annotation, cellular component: cytoplasm. Gene Ontology annotation, biological process: protein folding.